CCUACAGUAAAACGCAGCAGAGGAAGUGUGUAUGCUAAUCAACGCAGGGAAAUGGGUAUAUGUGAAUCAUUUUGACCAUCAGUGGCGAUUGGCCCUCACCGCCAUCUGUCAGCAUGCAAGGAUUCUACUCAAAGCUGGACUCCUCCCCCUCCUCGUCACCAUUAUUGGGGGCGGGCCUCGGGGGAGGCGGCGCACCGCUACCGCUCAGCCUCGCCGUGGAGACAGAAAAAGCUCAGGCUCUCCUGCAGACAUUCAGCUCCGCCUCCCUGCUGGCCUCUGCAGGUCUGGGUAUGUUCUGUGUGGUGGCCGACCACGUCCUCCAAGCGUCGGUGAUUCAGAACCACCUGUGGCUGCGUGCGCUCUUGGACAAUGGCACACACGGAGUCGUGGGGCUGUGGUCGUGGGCGGUUGUUAUAGGACUGAGGAAAAAGAGUGAUUUGUAUGAGGUUCUUCUGGCCGGACUGCUGGCCUCAAUCAUAGACCUUGACCACUUCUAUGUGGCUGGAUCCAUGUCACUCAAGGCGGCCGUGUCUCUCCCUCAUCGCCCUCCUCUCCACUGCUCCUCCCUCAUCCCCGUGCUGUGUCUCUCCCUCCGCUUCCUCAUGUGGAUCGCUCGCCUCAAAGACGCCUGGUGCUCCUUGCCGUGGAUGAUUUUCAUCUCCAUGGCGACGCACCACAUCCGCGACGCGGUACGCCACGGACUGUGGGUGUGCCCGUUCGGCCAGACGGCGCCGAUCCCCUAUUGGCUGUACGUGAGCACCACGGCGACGCUGCCUCACCUGUGCUCAGUGCUCAUGUACCUGACGGGAACCAGGGAUGUGAUUUCAACCAAACACGGCGUGGCCAUCGACGUUUAGACCCCACGGACGGAUCUGGUUUCAAUGAAUCUGGAUGAAAAAGCUGUGUGAGACCAUUUCCAAUACUUGAAAUUACUGGAGAAUAUAUUUAUAAAUCGGGAGGUGUUGUUGGAGACGCUGUUUUCAGCUUUGAUGAGGAGAGAAUUCAGUCUUUUUCUGGUUUAUUUACACUCACCGGGACAAAGAAACUGCCCGAGUACGAUCGAGGAAACACUGGCAUCAUAAAAACGCGGGUUUCAUUGCUUGGGAACAUCAGUAGAAUAACAAAUAUGAGUGCCAAUCAAUUUUUUUGUGUAACAUUUUUCAUUUUCCAGCCAAAAAAAAAUCAGUAUACUGUGCUUUUUACCUGCGUGGCCCUUAAAAGCUGUUUUACCUCCUGUUCAUGUACCCAAACACAUGUGGGCUGGGUUUAAAAAAGAAAGAUUUAUAAUAAUCUUUAUUAGAAGGAUAUCAAUUUGUAAAAUCCUUACAUGGACUGUAGAGUUGCACUUAGUGGUCAUAUGAAGUAAAAAGUGC
This is a messenger RNA of Solea solea (common sole), 1373 nucleotides long. RefSeq names its product transmembrane protein 267 (gene tmem267). The record is from RefSeq and is a predicted model, not a curated record. The coding region runs from base 114 to 857 and encodes 247 amino acids. Lineage: Eukaryota; Metazoa; Chordata; Actinopteri; Pleuronectiformes; Soleidae. The transcript is spliced from 3 exons.